This is a messenger RNA of Psilocybe cubensis, 351 nucleotides long. RefSeq lists its product as uncharacterized. The record is from RefSeq and is a predicted model, not a curated record. The transcript is spliced from 3 exons. Lineage: Eukaryota; Fungi; Basidiomycota; Agaricomycetes; Agaricales; Agrocybaceae. Bases 1 to 351 code for a protein of 116 amino acids. Gene Ontology annotation, biological process: polysaccharide catabolic process.
AUGUCAGCCACUUCUCCAAUCAUCCGUAUCGACCCAGCUCGCAUCAUCGAUGAGGUCGACCCUCGUAUCUACUCUGGCUUCACCGAACACAUGGGAAGAUGCAUCUACGGAGGCAUAUAUGACCCAGAGAACAAGAGCGGCUUAUCGGACGAGAGGACAGGAUUCAGAAAGGAUGUGAUGGAAGCUCUGAAGGCUCUCAAGAUUCCUAUCGUGAGGUAUCCUGGAGGAAAUUUCGUCAGUACCUAUCGAUGGCAAGAUGGUGUCGGUCCUCGUGAACUUCGCCCACGAAGGCCUGAACUUGCAUGGUUGACCGAGGAGAGCAAUCAGUUUGGAACAGGUGACGUUCAUUGA